This is a messenger RNA of Equus caballus (horse), 4001 nucleotides long. It is a transcript of the gene PPP6R2, whose product is annotated as protein phosphatase 6 regulatory subunit 2. Gene Ontology annotation, molecular function: protein phosphatase binding; protein phosphatase regulator activity. Gene Ontology annotation, cellular component: nucleus; cytosol. NCBI's taxonomy places the organism in Eukaryota, Metazoa, Chordata, Mammalia, Perissodactyla, Equidae. The record is from RefSeq and is a predicted model, not a curated record.
CGCGCCGUGUCCGUGGGCGCCGUGUCCGUGGGCGCCGCGCCGGGCCGGGCCCAUGUGCGGGCGGCCCGUCCCAGGCCGCCCGGGCUCCGCCUCCGCCAGCGCCCUGGCCCCCGCCGGGGCCUCCGAGGAGCCGCCGCGUCGCCCGGCCCGUGGGGCAGAUGAAGAGAUUAUAAAUCUUCCACUGAAUGAAAAAAUUUUUCUUAAAGUUGCAUAUACUCCAAGAAAAAAACAUAAUUUUUUAAAUAUUUUGCCUGAAUUCAAAAUUUAAACAAGAAGCUUCAACAGAAGUCCUUUUUUAGGAUCCUGCUAGAAAAACUUGUCCCAUUUGGUUUAUGGGAACUUGUGGUCCAUCCAGCCACUCACCCACUCUAUGGCUAAAAGCAGUAUUCACAGACGCCUCCUCUAGCUGCCCUGUCUUCUCUGUGGCUGUCAUCAUGUUCUGGAAGUUUGAUUUGAACACCACGUCCCAUGUCGACAAGCUGCUGGAUAAGGAGGAUGUGACACUGCGUGAGUUAAUGGACGAAGAUGACAUCUUGCAGGAGUGCAAGGCUCAGAACCGGAAGCUGCUGGACUUCCUCUGCAGGCAGCAGUGUAUGGAGGAGCUGGUGAGCCUCAUCACACAGGACCCACCCCUGGACAUGGAAGAGAAGGUCCGCUUCAAAUAUCCAAACACAGCUUGUGAGUUGCUGACGUGUGACGUGCCACAGAUUAAUGACAGACUAGGAGAGGACGAGACUCUGCUGAACCUUCUUUAUGACUUCUUGGACCAUGAGCCACCUCUCAAUCCUCUGCUUGCCAGCUUUUUCAGCAAGACCAUUGGCAAUCUCAUUGCACGAAAAACUGAACAGGUGAUUGUGUUCUUGAAGAGGAAGGACAAAUUUAUCAGCCUGGUAUUGAAGCACAUCGGCACCUCGGCCCUCAUGGACCUGCUGCUGCGCCUCAUCAGCUGUGUGGAGCCAGCUGGGCUCCGGCAGGAGGUUUUGCACUGGCUUAAUGAAGAGAAGAUCAUCCAGAGACUCGUGGAGUUGAUCCACCCGAGUCAGGAUGAAGAUAGGCAGUCCAAUGCUUCUCAGACUCUCUGUGACAUCGUCAGGCUGGGCAGAGAGCAGGGCAAUCAGCUGCAAGAGGCUCCGGAGCCAGACCCCCUCCUCACAGUGCUGGAGUCGCAGGACUGCGUGGAACAGCUUCUGACGAACAUGUUUGACGGAGAUCAGACUGAGAGCUGCCUCGUCAAUGGGACUCAGGUGUUACUUACCUUGUUAGAAACAAGGCGGGCUGGGACAGAGGGCUUGGUGGACUCCUUUUCUCAGGGACUGGAGAGGUUGUGCACUGUCAGUGGCAGCAUCCUGCACGGCAUUGAGCCACGGCUGAAGGACUUCCACCAGCUUCUGCUCAGCCCUCCAAAGAAAAAAGCAAUCCUGACCACCAUCGGUGUGCUGGAGGAGCCCCUGGGGAAUGCCCGUCUGCAUGGUGCCCGCCUUAUGGCUGCACUGCUGCACACCAACACCCCCAGCAUCAACCAGGAGCUCUGCCGACUCAACACCAUGGGCUUGCUGCUGGACCUGUUUUUUAAGUAUACCUGGAAUAACUUUCUGCACUUCCAAGUGGAGCUAUGCAUAGCCGCUAUUCUCUCCCAUACUGCCCAGGAGGACAGGGCAGAAGCCAGUGGACCCCAGAGCAGGGUUGAGCCUCUGCCUGGGAACAGGGACUCAGAGGCCCCCCAGCCUGCCGCCGGCCACCCCGAGAACACAAUGGUGACCCAUCUGUUCCAGAAGUGCUGCCUAGUCCAGAGGAUCCUGGAGGCCUGGGAAGCCAAUGACCACACACAGGCAGCAGGUGGCAUGAGGCGUGGAAACAUGGGCCACCUCACCCGGAUCGCCAACGCCGUGGUGCAGAACCUGGAGAGGGGCCCCAUGCAGACGCACAUCAGCGAGGUCAUCCGAGGGCUUCCUGCGGAUUGCCGUGGGCGCUGGGAGAGCUUCGUGGAGGAGACGCUGAGGGAGACGAACCGCAGGAACGCCGUGGACCUGGUAAGCACCCACCACCUUCACCCCUCGAGUGAGGAUGAGGACAUGGAGGGCGUUUUCCCUAACGAGCUGUCCCUGCAGCAGGCUUUCUCGGAGUACCAGGUCCAGCAGAUGACGGCCACCUUCGUGGAUCAGUUUGGCUUUAAUGACGAGGAAUUUGCAGACCAAGACGACAGUGUCAAUGCCCCCUUUGACAGGAUCGCAGAGAUCAACUUCAGCAUCGACGCUGACGAGGACAGCCCCAGUGCAGCUCUGUUUGAGGCCUGCUGCAGUGACCACAUCCAGCCCUUUGAUGAUGAUGAGGAUGAUGACAUCUGGGAGGAUAAGGAGACACACUGUACCACCCGAGUGACAGCCAGAGCCCGAUUUGGGGGCCCUCAUACCUCAGAGAGCUGCUCAAAGAACAGCCUGGAGCCUGGAGGCCAGGAUGGGAAGGAGGGCUCGGAAGCAGAUGGGGAUGCGGCUCGGGCAGGCACCCCUCCGGCCACUCCCCAGAAGGAAGGUCCCCGCAUGGAGGGUGACCCAGAAGGUGCCACGUGGACAAUGUUCGAUGAGCCAGUGAGCUCAACGACGCCAGCUCCAGGAGUGGCAAUGGACGUGGGUUCCAGUGUGUGGGCAGCCAGCACCCCCAGCGCCUCAGCUCUGGAAGAAAAAGGCUGGGCCAAGUUCACUGACUUCCAGCCUUUCUGCUGCUCCGAGUCGGGGCCCAGAUGCAGCUCCCCAGUGGACAGGGGCCGUGGCGAUGCCCAGGGUGGCCCGAACCAGGGCCGAGAGAGAACUGUUGGCCCAGCCUCCCCAUGUGCCUGGAAUGUGUGUGUUGCCAGCAAGGCCUCCCUGGUGGCCUCCAACAGCGACAAGGAUGAGCAGAAGGUGGUUGGUGCCUUGGAGGCUGUUAGCAUUGUUCCUGGCCGGGAGGCCUCCCCACUGCCCACAUCAGCCCCCAGGGCUGAGUGUGGUGCCAGCAUGCUGCCAGACCUCGCCUCCCCUGCACCUGCAGAAGUGACCUCUGCCCCAGCUAUGGCUGGCCCCACCCCGGCAGUCUCUCCUGUGCUGGCUAUGGCCAUCCCCCCGGGGCCCAUGGUGGCUAUCACCACCACAGCCCCACCCACGGCCAGCCCAGCUGUCUCCACAGUGGCCACCCUGGGGUCAGUGACAAAGGACAGGAAGAUGGAUAUGCCGCCGCCCACAGGAGCCACCCUAAAUGGCCCCGUGUGACGCUGCUGCCGCCCAGCCAUGGCGCGCCCUUAAUCAGAAAACUACCUGGUGAUGCAAUUUGUCUUUUUUAAUUUAAUUUAAGUUAAUUUUAAAAUAAAUGCUGCAUUGGUAAAGCUGGCAGUUGGAACCGGUCAGAAGGCCCAGCUUCGUCUCUCCUGCCUGGCCCCACACACAGCAAUAAGGCCUCAGAUGUGCCCUCUGCCUGCGGGAGCCGGGGGCCACAACCCCAAGACGCCAUGAGGACUGAGGGCUGUGACGUCACAGGCUCUGAGCCUCCAUUUUUACUGAUUUUUUAACAAACACAGGAAGAGCCGCGUGUUUGCACUUUGUAUCCAGCCGCAGUGAAGGGUCUCCCCUCCUCUGGGGACAAAUGCAGGUCUGGAGCUGGGCUGGACCAGACAAGGUCUUUGCUGCCCAGUGGCCCGAGGAGCUGGCCUUGAGCCAGGCUGCAAAAUUUGACUGCCUUAAAAAUACAAGACCCUCGCCUGGUGGGGAUGCCCCGGCCCCUCAUGCCCCAGUGUAUGGUGGGGGCACCUGGCAGGAGCUGGCCUCGGGCGUGCAGGAGGUGGGUGCAGUGGGUGCAGAGACUGCCUGCAACAGUGCUGGGUGGGGUGGGGUCUGCACCUGUUGGGAAGGGCAGGGCCGCAUCGUCCUGGAGGGGUCUGCAGGAUUACUUUAUGUUGAGUCCAUUUUUAUGAUAAUCUGACAGGGCACCCAGAAACCCAAUUCCCAAUAAAAUUUGUGUUAUUACUGACAAAA